Corythoichthys intestinalis (scribbled pipefish) is the source of this 1888-nucleotide messenger RNA. RefSeq names its product refilin B (gene rflnb). The record is from RefSeq and is a predicted model, not a curated record. NCBI's taxonomy places the organism in Eukaryota, Metazoa, Chordata, Actinopteri, Syngnathiformes, Syngnathidae. Gene Ontology annotation, biological process: negative regulation of chondrocyte development; negative regulation of bone mineralization involved in bone maturation; actin filament bundle organization. Bases 365 to 991 code for a protein of 208 amino acids. Gene Ontology annotation, molecular function: filamin binding. The transcript has 3 exons. Gene Ontology annotation, cellular component: actin filament bundle.
UUUUCUCUUUAAUGUAUGAAGGAACUUUCGAGGGAAAAGUCACUGAAGUUGAGACGUGGAGCUGCACAACUUUUGGUAAAGGUUUCCCCGUACAGUUAUAUAAAUAUAGUUUCAAGUAUAACAUAUUUUCAUGACAGGGAAAAGAAGAAGUCGAAGGUGCUGCAUGUACCUGAGGAAAAAUGUAUAUGGGACUGGACAUUGAAUUAAUCCCUCCCAAACCCGAACAACAGCAGAACCCGCCUGGGAAGUCGUAAAACGUAACCUCGAAGGACUUAAAAAGUACCGCAAAACGGGAACUAAAUUCUAGAAGUUGUUCUCCUUCGCAACUAGCAUAUUGCUGGAGUUUCACAAUUUCCCACUUGAAAUGGUUGGACGGUUGAACUUUCCAAAUGUUUGCGAAGAGGACCCGCUGGGCAUGAGCUCUCGGUCGGACAGAGGUCUAGAUAGCCCGGACUCCGGGUUACCACCGAGUCCGAGCCCCAGUGCUUGGCUGCUGCCUCCGGACAAGGCCCGUGGCGUGAGCCCGGUACCGGAGGUCGAAGGAACCGGAUCGCGGGUUUCAACUUUGCCGUCUGGUUCCUUGCAGCCACUAUCCUUUGGGGAGGGAAUAACAAUUGACACCUUACCUCCCAAAGAAGUAAGAUACACCUCCUUAGUGAACUAUGACUCAGACCGCCACUUUAUUCAGAAUGUGGCUCUGCAGCCGUGGGGUCAGAGCCUUGAGCACUGCAAGCAGACCAUCACAGCAGUGUCCAGCAGCACCUGGCGUCAUUACAAGACGCAGUUGGACUUCCAGCCACGCCAUCGGCCGCAUAGCUUUAUGAGCACCACCAUCAUUUACCCCAAGAAAACGAGUGUCGUGUACGCAACAGAGCUGAGCUAUGACCGCCACCGGCGAAACAGACGUUUCCUCUCCAGUGUGGAGUUAGAGCCAGCGGGAAGCUACCUCAGUAAGACAGGAGAGAUCAUUAUGACCGAUCCUGUUCUGUAACAUACCCUUUGGCUGGCUGUUGCUGACCCUGCUGUGUCAUCUUUACAUUUAAGUAGGCAUUUAACAUUUUUAAUGGCAGUGAACCAAGAGCACACAUGCCGGCUACCUUACAUACAACAGAUAUGUGAAGACCUAGUCUAAAGUGAAGCUAAUACACGUUCAUGCCAUGUCUUCAUAAUCCUGCUAGUGGAUGAGUCAUCCAUUUCAAACUGACCUUUAUAUCAAUUUCUGGAAAUACUGUAUUGGUCUCAGUCUUUGUGUUUUUGCAGAUCUUGGCCUCUGGAGGCUAAUGACUUGCACUCAUUGAACCCUCCCUUUAAAGAUGUAUUUGCCUGAAGUCUGAGAUUAUUUUUAAUGAAAGCAAAGUAGGAAAUGAAGACAAAUUCACUGUUGUGCAGGUGUUUUGGUGCAUGCCAAGAAAUCAUGUACUAAAGAUAACUGCACUGUACAAAGGAUACUUAGCUAUGAAUUUUUGUUGGUGGUUGUUUUUAUUUCUGCACUAAAUUAACACAAAAUAAGCUGUCCCCUUCCCAUAUUCUAUGUAUGUAGACAUUAACAAAAGCAUUACAGUGUGUACUAAUGUUUGUUGAUUAGUGCAACUGUUCAGUAUGAGUAAGCUUGUGCACAUGGCAUACUUAGAUGGAACAUGAGUCUUAAAAGUGACAAAUACAUCGUUUUGAAGUCCCUUACAGGCCAACUAGUCAACAGUUAAAGCAACAUUCCACUCCACAUUCUAUGACAGUUGAGUGAAAUUUUAUAUUUAUUCUUUUUAGUUUUUUUUCAUCUGAUAGAUGCUGAGUUUGCAGUGUUUUUGUUCUGCUCUGUACUUGAUAAUAAAUGCUUAUUAUUUUUAUUUGCUGGUGGUGACUUAUUUGGAUAUAAACAAUUCAAGCACAA